AUGAAUCCAGCGCCUCCCAGGACGCCGACGGGGGAUGGGACCAGAACUGUCGCCGACGCAGGCGAGGGGGCGCCCGGCGCCAAGGGCGGGAGGAAGCGCGUCAGCUUUGCUGGCAUGCGUGGGCUGGAGAACGUAAAGGUUUUCAAACAGAAUGAGGGCGCCCAUGCAAGUGCGCUUGCCCAACGUGACGCCACUGGGCCACUGGUUGACUUGUUAACCGGCAAUCUGUCCACCGUGACGGAAGAGAGCAGUAGGUUUGGCAGCGAGCAAGGUGUUGAAAGCAUGAAAUCCAGGCACCAGGAUUCUGACAAUCACCCAUCGCUCACUGAAGGCCGAAAUUCGACAUCCAAUUUGGUCUUCCAAUUUGAAAAUUCCGCACCACUGGGGGCAGUCACUGGUGACAGGAGGGCGUCUGUGUUCUCUGGUGCACAAAAUGGCAGCCAGAACACAUCCUCAGGCAGGUGGGGAUUUCAAUUUGAGGAGACUGGGCCAGUGGCCGGAUUGCUCAUCGACCCCAGACCAUCGCUCACUACAGGGGGCCAGACUUUGGGCCAGAACCUAACCUCCGAAGCGAGGGCAUCUGUAGAAGAAAUUGAACCGGCAACUGGAUUGACUGGGGGACAAAACCCUACCUCCAAGCAGGGAUUCCAUUUUGAUGGCACUGACCUGAACUGCGGAUCCUCAGUUCCUGCCAGAGGCCCCAUUGGCACCCCAAAUGCACAACUUGAGGAUUUGAGGAUUGAUGAUGCUCCCCUGGCGUCCAUCAAUGAUGGCAGAUCGUCGCUGCUAACCAGGGGCAAUACUGGUGGCGAUGGCCUCACAUCCAGAUGGGGCACCCACUUUGAAUCCACAGAACCAGUGAUUGGGGUUGGAUUUGAAGGAACAGCCCCAACAGCCAGGUUCCUGUCAACUGCACAAGGCGCAGGUGGUGAAGGACAGCCCUCCAGAAGGCCGGCAAAUGUUUCAAUGACCAUGGAGGUCACAGAAGUGUCAGAUCCUCUAGAAGGGUGGGAACUGGGGACAACGCCAAGGGCACUUCAGCAGAGCCUGAUGUCACCCAGAAGCUCCACAGGAGUACUGAUUGGAGCAGCAGGAGGUGAUUUUGGGGGGUUUAGCCCCAAGGCUACCCAGCUUGUGGAUAAUUCCGACACCCUGCGCAUGUUUGACGUUCCCCCUGAUAUCUUUGCCCUGGAGCCCGCCAAUCGGAGCCAGAACAUCACCUUUAUGGAAUUCGUGCAGCUGGCAGGAAUGGAUUUCACUGGCCGCUUUGUGCCCCGGCGUUCAAUGCUAACGCCCAUCACGCCACGGCAACCACCAGCCACCCUAAAGGACAGCUUGGUCCAGCUGGCGUUGACUGCUGUGGAGCUGGAGAAGUAUACCACUACAAUUGCAGAGCUCCAGAAAGAUGUCAAAGAGCAGCAGAAGCUUACACAAGCCUUGGAAGGACGCCUUGCUGCCAACAAUCCACCUAUCUUCAAGAAAAUGCAGUUUGCCAACGGCCGUGAAAGGGUGCAGCUGAAAGCUCAACUGGACACGCUGAAGGCCUGCUGCUCCUUGAGGGCCUCCCACAAAUGGAGGCAGAAGCGCAAAAAGAUGGAAGAAAGGGAGGAAGAUAUUCUGAAGACUGUCGUGAGGCUCAUCAAACAUGACAAUUCAUACCUUGAGUCCAUCAUCACCAGCACGAAACUCUUAAACCAUCAGAUGGAAGAAGCUGCAAAAGCUGGCAAGAGAGUAAAGGAGACUGAAGACACAGAACGGAAGGCCAUCGCAGAGUUGGAAAGAAGCAUUCAAGAAAUUGAUGCUAAAAAUAGUGAAACUGAGAGACGGGUACAGGCUGCAGAGGAACGUAAUGCAAAGAUCGAGGCCGAAGUGUAUGCAAACAGAGAGAAACUGGGACAAAUGAUGCUGGAUGUGCAAGACCACGAAGAACGUCUGCAGACAAAGGCUCAUAGUGCUGGGAAUCUGAUGAGUGCAAGUGAUGCAGAGAAGUUGGAACUCUGCAACCUCAACUUCCAUCUUCAAUCAUGGACGUUUUUGAAGUUCAAGCAGGAGGGUUCAGCCCUGAACGUAGACCUUCAGCUCUGUGACAUGUUCCACGUCCAAGUUACUCUUCCCACGAAAGAAGCCAAAGCACAGCGUCCAGCAUGCGGUUUCGUUGGGAUGGUGGAGCCAGGGCGUUUCCCUGAACGCUACAUGAGAUUUGCUGCUAGUCUGGCUGGAAUUCAAGGUACCUCGACUGCACUUUUUGAGGGACACCCCUCACAGACGCGCGCCAGACUCCAGGCUGCCCACAGUGAGCUGUAUGGAGUCUGGACUAUCGUCAACGAACUGGACGGCCUGGCUCGGCAGGACCCGAGCAGGCCGGAAAUCCAUUUCGAAGGUCAGCGCGUCUGUCUCAAGACACGACACCCGAACGGCCAACGGCGACGAGCAGCGAAGGCGACGGCGCGCGUGUCUCUUACCAUCGGUUUCAAACCAAAAUGGUACCCGUACUAUGCAGAUUCCAUGGCUAUCAGCAUCCGUGUUGACCGUGGGAGCGCUCCUGAGAAGCACGAACAGGAAAUCUCAAGAUUUGUGCAGGGGAUAGUGGCAGGCGAGGACUACUUGCGGCGUGUUUGGAGCACAGUUGCGGAGUACGUCAGCACUGGGAUUUGCAAAUGA
Messenger RNA from Ostreobium quekettii, 2661 nucleotides. The record is from the annotation of a GenBank genome assembly. NCBI's taxonomy places the organism in Eukaryota, Viridiplantae, Chlorophyta, Ulvophyceae, Bryopsidales, Ostreobiaceae.